AUACUUUGGACAUGUUGUCAGGAGGGAUCAGUCCCUGGAGAAGGACACUGUGCUUGGUAAAGUACAGGGUCAGUGGAAAAGAGGAAGACUCAAUGAGAUGGAUUGACGCAGUGGCUGCAACAACGGGCUCAAGCAUAACAAUGAUUGUGAGGAUGGUAUGGGACCAGGAAAUGUUUCGUUCUGUGGUACAUAGGGUCGCUAUGAGUCGGAACUGACUCGACGGCACCUAACAACAACUUUAUCACAUCUUCAAAAUCCCUCUUGCUAUGUAAGGUAAUGUAUUUACAGGUUUCAGGGAUUAGGAUGUGGGUAUUUUGGGGAGGGCUAUUAUUCUGCCUACCACAGUGGGUGUCACUAUGCCCAUCUGGUCCCCAAAACAGGAACACCAGUAUUCCUGUUCUGGAUCUGUUUUAAAAAAUCUGGGUGGAUGUGCUUUGGAAAAGUGUGGGAACACUUUUUCCAGAAACAGAAAGAAAAAGGGGAUGGAUGUAGGUUGAAAGAGAGGCAUUUUAUGAUGAAUGAAAAGGAGAUUCUUUUUCUGAGGAGGAUGAAGGAACAGACUGAAGACUUGAGAAGGGUGGGUGAGACUUGGAAAAGCUGCUGUGGAAGGUGGGAAAGCUGCCCACUAAGGUGAAAGAAGCAGAUUGCUUCCCUGAGGGCAUGUCGCAGAUGAGAACACAGUUACCUGAGUUAAACAAUGUGAUCUGAGAUCAUGCCAUUUACCAGUUGUUGUUGUUGUUGAUGUUAGGUGCCUUCAAGUUGGCUUAACCAGGGGGGCCUCAAAUUAUAAACAUGAAGACAACAUUAAACAUGGUUCUAAAAUACCCAUCUAAAUUUGUCUCUCAAAUUUUACGAACAAACCGAACAAUGUCAUCAGAAUCAAAGUGGUCCUGCCAUCUCAUUUUUGCCAUGCCAUUGUUAUUCUUUUCCCAUGAUUCCUACAAAAACCUGACACUAACGAGGCUAGCAUAAGAAGGUAGGAAAAAAAAAAAGAAACAUGAAUCAUAAACCACGGUGGAAAUAAACCAAGAAAUAAGAAAAACUGAUCUCUGCCACAAAGAACAACAAUACCAAAAAAUUACACUAGCAAAAGGGCCAUUAUAGACUCACAGUUUAGACUUUUAAAAAGACAAAACAUGGAGGAUCUUGUAAGAUCGACCGGCUGCUUCUUUUCUACGACAUCUCCCCGUGAGACGCCUACUGAAGCUUGGGUGUAUUUCUCUCUUGCUGUGUCAUACAAUGCUCCUUUCCCCACCCCCUCCCGUCUGCUGCCAGCGUGGGGUGUGUGUCUGUGUGUGUGUGUCUGUGUGUGUGUGUCUUUGGUUUCUCUCUCCCUUGUAAAAACGUGGCCUGCCUCCUGUCUGCUGCUGUUGCUGCUGCUCUGACUUGCUCUUUGCUGCCUCUUUCUUCUCCUUUCUCUUUCUCCUUAGCUCCUGGCUUUCCGAUACUACUCUAAGUAUGGAGACUAAUCAACCUGUACAAGUCUCAGAGGAACCACUUCCAGAGGACAGUUCCUCAUCGUUACCCGGUCAAAAUGGCCCAGAGAAGCCAGAUGGCCAGGAGUUCUCAACUCCACUCCAAGCAUCAGAGAAAGAACCAAGUGUGCAACCUGAAAAGGGAGCUCAUGAUAUCUCUGAAGAGUUGAAUCGACAACUGGAAGACAUCAUAAACACAUAUGGGUCUGCUGUGGGCACAACAGGGAAAGAGGGUGCUGCCAAAGCCAAGGAGCAGCCUGAAAAUGCAGAACUGCCUGAGAACGAGGAUGGGGACUAUGAGGAAACCACUGAAGAGACCGAAAGAGAACCCACUGCUCCUGGGGAGCCAUCUGCAGCCAAAGAGUCUGUCACCAAUAAAGAGCAGAAGUUGGAAAAGAAAAUCUUAAAAGGAUUAGGCAAAGAAGCCAACCUCCUAAUGCAAAAUCUGAACAAGUUGCACACACCUGAAGAAAAGCUUGAUUUUUUAUUCAAGAAGUACGCUGAAUUGCUGGAGGAACAUCGCACUGAGCAAAAGAAGUUAAAGCUCCUGCAAAAGAAACAGAUACAAGUCCAAAAAGAAAAGGACCAAUUACAAAGCGAACACAGCAGAGCAAUCCUCGCUCGCAGCAAACUGGAGAGUCUGUGCCGAGAGCUGCAGAGACACAACAAGACUCUAAAGGAGGAAACCCUUCAGCGGGCACGUGAUGAGGAAGAGAAAAGGAAGGAGAUCACGAGUCAUUUCCAGAACACCCUGACGGAUAUCCAGGCCCAAAUCGAGCAGCAGAGUGAGCGGAAUAUGAAGCUGUGCCAGGAGAACACAGAGCUCGCCGAGAAACUGAAGACUAUCAUCGAUCAGUAUGAGCUCCGAGAGGAGCAUCUGGACAAAAUAUUUAAGCACAGAGAACUGCAGCAGAAGCUGGUGGAUGCAAAACUUGAGCAGGCACAAGAAAUGAUGAAGGAAGCAGAGGAGCGACACAAUCGAGAAAAGGAAUAUCUCCUGAACCAGGCAGCAGAGUGGAAGCUUCAGGCCAAAGUGCUGAAGGAGCAAGAGACAGUCCUGCAGGCUCAGCUUACUCUCUACUCUGGAAGGUUUGAAGAGUUCCAGAGCACACUGACAAAAAGCAAUGAGGUGUUCGCCACUUUCAAACAGGAAAUGGAUAAAACAACUAAGAAAAUGAAGAAGCUGGAAAAGGACACAGCCACGUGGAAAGCCCGGUUUGAGAACUGUAACAAAGCUCUCUUGGACAUGAUUGAAGAGAAAGCACUGAGAGCAAAAGAAUAUGAGUGCUUCGUGAUGAAAAUUGGGAGGCUGGAGAAUCUCUGUCGAGCUUUACAAGAAGAGAGAAACGAACUCUAUAAAAAAAUCAGAGAAGCGAAAAUGUCUGAAAAGGAAGACCAAUGUCAGUACGCCUCCAAUGAAGAGCCAGAGUCAAAUGUGUCUGUGAAUGAAGAGGUCGAUGCAAAGGCCAAGAGUGUUGAAGAAGCGGUGAAAAAUCUGGCUGCAGCCUUCAUGAUAAUUCAUCAUCCAGAGCCUGCCCUCUGCCAGCCCAAAGAAAUCCAACCAGAAUUAGGCAGCCCUCAAGGAGGCAGUACCAUUGCCCUCAAGGAGCCAGAACAACACCCUCUGUUUCCUUCAUUCAGAUCAGAGAGUCCCCUGCCUCCCCCAAGUCCUCAGGCAAAGGCCGAAGGAGGAAAUGAGGCAGAAAUUCUCCCCAAGACCAUUGGUCUCCAAGCUGGGUUGGGAGCAGAGGCCUGUGGUGAGGGCCUCCCUGCUGGAGCAGAAGCUGAUGAGCAACACCGGAAGCCAGAGGCAGAAAAUUCUGGUCAGAUUCCACUGUCCCCAGCCCAGGCCACCCUACCAAUGAUGGAGGCAAAUGGUCCUCCUGCUCCAGCGCUCCCAGCAGGCAAGGAAGUUUUAGCUGGGGUGCCCAGAUGUGAGCCCAGUAGGCAACCCCCACCACCAGCAGCUGGGGGACUGACAGCAGGGUCUUCAGCGGGGCUGCUGCUGCCCAAAGCAGCUGACACCAACCUGGAGGGAGUAGACUAAGCCACAUCAUGCCCUUUAAAGCUGUUCUUCCUGAUUUUGCAUCUGCAUCAUCACAGAUCUGAAAGACAUAUAAGGGCUAGGGACGUCAGGUGGAAAAGAAUUAGAAUCGAGACAUUUUCAAAUGUUGUGCAGGGCACAUUCAGCCUUUGCUCUUUGUUCUCGAUUUAUAACUGAUUUGGAACUUUUCUAUUUAACACUCAUUGAUAGUAUGAUUUUCCCAAACAGCAGCAAAACAUAGCAAUAGCAUAUUUAUAUUAAUUUGCCAUUAAGAAAGUACUUAAUUCAAUUUCUUACUCAACAGUAAUAUUUGGUGUUUAAAGACUUCCACUGUAAUAUAAAAAUAUGGAAAAUGUGAUGUUUUAAGUUAUUUCCACAUAUCGAGUAAUAAGUUUCAUAAUAAGUAAUGGAUGUCUAGGUUCCAUUUAAACAUUAUAUACAUAAUAUAUACACACGUGUGUAUUAU
This is a messenger RNA of Loxodonta africana (African savanna elephant), 3985 nucleotides long. RefSeq names its product taxilin beta (gene TXLNB). The transcript is spliced from 10 exons. The record is from RefSeq and is a predicted model, not a curated record. Lineage: Eukaryota; Metazoa; Chordata; Mammalia; Proboscidea; Elephantidae. The coding region runs from base 1459 to 3522 and encodes 687 amino acids. Gene Ontology annotation, molecular function: syntaxin binding.